GCCAGUUUAAGAUAUCAAUACAAUUAAACUCUUUCAACAUUGCCCACGAUUCCAGUCAGAGAAGAAUAAGCUCUGGUAUUUUUACUCGGGAGUUUCACGUAUUCUACAUCGGCUGCACGCGGACGGACACACGCUCUCACGAACGGCCAUGUCUAAGACGUCACGCAGUUUCGAACAGGUGUCUCAGCACUUCAAGUGUCCGAUCCACCUGGGCAAGCUGAAGGACCCGAGACGGUUACCAUGUGAACACACGCUAUGCAAGGACUGUCUGAAAGGUCUAAUCAAGUCCGCCCUAAAGCGUGACGACCUCAACGGCACGUUCGACUGCCCGGAGUGCCGGUCGCGCCACGCCAUCCCCACGACGGAAACGGAAGACUGGGCGGACUGGUUCCCGGUGGACGCAUUUUGUGCUAUCCAACUGCAGACACUGGCCCGGUUCCAGGACUCGCAAGUCUGCGAGGUGCAUUCGGACAAGUUCAAGGAGUACUACUGCUUCCACCACCGCGAGCUCUACUGUCCCGACUGCAUCAUCGCCAAGCAUACGAACGCGCCCUGCUACGCACGCAACUGCAAGGAUGCCGUGAAUGACGUCAAGAAACACGUGGGUGACCUCCUAGGACAGCUCCGUCUGCAAGAGGAGCAUGCGAUCCGCAUCUCUAACUCCAACGUGGGGCUGCGACGCACGCCGAGGACCUCCUGCAGAAGGGGGAGAAGGAAGAGUGCUGGUGAGGGCGGGAUGGAAGAGGUGCAGGUAACGGGAGAAGACGAGUUGCUGGUUAGUGAGGGGUGGAAGAGGUGCAGGAAAGGGGGAGAAGAAGAGGUGCUGGUGAGAGCGGGAUGGAAGAGGUGCAGUUCACGGGGCGCGGGACGAGAUGCAUGUUAG
Dreissena polymorpha is the source of this 883-nucleotide messenger RNA. Its product is annotated as tripartite motif-containing protein 59-like. The record is from RefSeq and is a predicted model, not a curated record. The transcript has 5 exons. NCBI's taxonomy places the organism in Eukaryota, Metazoa, Mollusca, Bivalvia, Myida, Dreissenidae. Bases 149 to 883 code for a protein of 244 amino acids.